CCUUUCCCCACCCCCGGCGCCCGGCCCUGCCGCCAGCCCUGCGCUCCUCCAGCCGCUCUGCGCAUCUCUCCGGCCACAUCGUCCGCACCAUGAAGGCGCUCCUGCUCGCUGUGCUGGCCGCGGUGCUGUGCGUGGAGAGAGCCCACACGCUUGUCUGCUUUUCCUGCUCGGAUGCCUCCUCCAACUGGGCCUGCCUGACGCCUGUCCAGUGUGGAGAGAAUGAAAACCACUGUGUGACGACGUACGUCGGAGUGGGACUCGGCGGCAAAUCCGGCCAGUCCAUCUCCAAGGGAUGCUCUCCCAUCUGCCCCAGCGCCGGGAUCAACCUGGGAAUUGCGGCCGCCUCCGUUUACUGCUGCGACUCCUUCCUCUGCAACAUCAGCGGUUCCAGCAGCGUCCGAGCCAGCUCCACCCUCCUGGCCUUGGGAAUCCUCAUCAGCUUCAUCUACGUCCUCUGGGCUCGCCAGUGAUGGGGCUGCCUGAGGAAGGGCCGCCUCCCACGGGUCUCGUUAGCCAAUAUCUUCUCUGUUGCUGUCUGCAAGGAGAUCCUCUACUUCUCAGCAGGCUUCCAAGGUGAUUGUUUCCCAGACUUUUUUUGCUCUUCCAAGCGAGUUGGAGGACCUGGGUGGUUUGGCUGAGCUUGUUCUCCUCCUCCUGUGGACGUCUCCCGCUGCACUCUCGCUCCUCCUUCGCCGAGGUGGAUGAUUUUUGGAAGGGUUUCUGCUUUUUCUACCUAUUAAUAAUCCCCCCUCCCACCUCCCCUAAUUUCUAAAGUUGGUUAAACCAGGCUGGGACUCGCAGAGAACAGAUUCACCCCAAGCACCACCAGGUCUGCUCCAGCAUAUGGGUGGCAGAGGCAGAGGGAAUGCAGGAUCCAAAGGGAGACACAGCUGCAGUCUCUUUUUAUAAAAUAGUCUCGUUUCUUCUGAUCCUGGGCUGACUUUUCUGGAAAACCAAUGCCGUGUACCUUGUCCUUCCAAGUUCUGUAAGUGCCAGACCUGAAUAAACUUGCUCCUGUUGUUACCUGA
Melospiza melodia melodia is the source of this 1028-nucleotide messenger RNA. It is a transcript of the gene LY6E, whose product is annotated as lymphocyte antigen 6 family member E. Gene Ontology annotation, cellular component: plasma membrane. The record is from RefSeq and is a predicted model, not a curated record. Lineage: Eukaryota; Metazoa; Chordata; Aves; Passeriformes; Passerellidae. The coding region runs from base 90 to 470 and encodes 126 amino acids. The transcript has 3 exons. Gene Ontology annotation, molecular function: acetylcholine receptor inhibitor activity.